GGUAUAAAUUAAGUCGGUCUAUAAAAAACCAUACAGAAUCGCAAGCGAGAAGUUUGAUUGCAUAAUGCUAUUUCACUUUCCAAGCCUACGGAUUUUUUCUCCGAUUGUUCUUUGUUGUUUGACUGCAGGCCGAGUAAGGGGCGAAUAGCUGAAUUUUAGCUUCAAAUAGUGAAGUUGGUAUCAUCUAAUUUCUGGGCACUACGAUUUUUGUACUGAUUGUUAAACAAUGUCUAGCAAGAAGGAAGAAACUGCACAAGCAGCAGCUGAUCGGAUAAAGGCUGCUGCAUUGAGUGCAGCCAAGGGUCUUAGCCGAGCCCAGGCUGAACGAGCAGCAGCUGCUGCAGCAAGGAAUGUAAAUGCAUAUGGACAGAAGGAAGAAGGGCCCAGCCGAUGGCAGGAGCGCAAGGAAGCAAAGCGCCAAAUGUAUUUGAUGAGUACUGAAAAGGCUGUGAAAUUGGGUGUCAGGAAGGAUUUGAAGCCCACUGCUCCAUCAGGAGGUGCCGCUCAACGCUGCCAGAAAUGUUUUCAACCUGGUCAUUGGACAUACGAAUGCAAGAAUGAGAGAGUGUAUAUUUCUCGUCCAUCCCGGACCCAGCAGCUUAAGAAUCCCAAACUUAAAAUGAGAUUAUCAGUUUCGUAUGAACUGGACAACCCCGAUAAUCCUCAGAAUGCCUUGGGUCUGAAGCAUGGUUUGUCUGAGAAUCUAGCAUCUGAAAAAGUGGAGAGGAAAAGAAAGAGCAAGAAGAAAAAAACAAAUAAAAGAAAGAGACAUUCUUCAGAUGAUACCAGUGAAGCAUCUGAAAGUUCAAGUGAUAGCGGUAUAUCUACUGAAGACUCAGACUCUCAGACAGAUACAUCUAAUUCACAUUCGGGUGUCAGUGAGAGUGAGUCAUCUGAGACAUCUUCUGAAUCAGACUCAGAAGAAGAGCGAAGGACGAGAAAACAUAGGAAGAGGAGACAUCAACGGUCAAGUUCCUCUGAUUCUGAUUCAGAAGACUCGCGCAGGAAGAGAAAGUCUCAUCAGAAGAGGCAUCAUGGUAGACGAUGAUGUCACCGUGGGAAAGACAGCAUGAGGGAGAUAUCCGGAGUGGAAUUUUUUUACAUAGUUCAAGGAUGUACGUAAUAUUUACAACCUCCACCUAUACAAGUUGCAUGACUAGGUAUCACUAACAAUUCUUGCCAUGGUUGAAUUUGUUUUGCUAGUUCGACCAAGAUUGAAUUUAUGGAACAUUGUGCAGCUAAUAGUUUCAGUUGGAGUCAAGAUUGAAUUAUCUUCUUAUGAGAUAUUCAUUGUCCCACGGUUGAUUCAUCUGCCCAUCCUCUCGUGACCUAUCAUUUUUAGUAGUUCAACUAGGGAUGAAUUUCUCACUAAUUAAUGAUUUGAGUUCCAUAUGGGACAAAAUAGCAGAAUUGAAGAUUCAUUUCUGAUAGCUUCUGUUAAAUGACUCUUCUUCCAUUUCAUCUCAUCUUCCAUCUCGUCUUAGGAAAACUGCCUAAUUGCCUCACGGUCAAUUCAUAUCCUCUCGUAUAGGUUGACCCACUACCUUUAUAAGGACAUGUGAAGGUUCAAAAAGCUUAGAAUAUCUCAAAUUCUCAAAAUCAUUAUUUGGUAAAUCUAUUCUAAGGUGAUGGUAGUUGAAGGUUGUAGUUAAUUGCGAUGGAUUUUCAGACUAGAUCAUGCUUGGUCAUUGUGUCCACUAUGUGCAAUCAUUACGAUACUUGAAUAGUGGUCUUUGGGACCCUCAUAAAUGGAGCAAAGUAUUAUAAUGCACACGUUGCUUCAAUGUAUGAGCAAUCUUGCAUCAACCAAAUUUUUUUCUUUUUAUUGUUGUCUUACAUAUCAAUACUUUUCUUUUCUAGUCAUUUCUUUUCUAGUCAUUUUGGUGUAUUGCAGUUGUAAUUUUUGAUCUAGUAGCCAAUAGUAGCCAAUAAAAAACCUAGGUGAAUAGAAUACAAUCUUUUGUGUGGUACUACAUUUUACUCAGGGACUUUGGUUUCUUCCAAAGUACCAAUCAAUCAUUACAUGGAUGUUGGCGUGCUUGUUUCACAUUCCUUGAUCAUGUAGUAGGUCACAAGCUAAGUCAACUUAAGGAGGUCUACAUGUUAUGCACUAAUAUGUAAAGCCUUGCAUCAGAGAACAAUCACUUGAGGGGGUCUAUUGGCCCUAAGAACGUUGUGUUUAGGACCACAUUGGUUUGUAACAUAAAUUUAAUCUUGGUUGACCAAGAACCUUAUAUACCCAAAGAUGUACCUUUUAAAGUGUUUUAUUUUAUUUGUGGGAGCACAAGGGAGAUCCGGGGACCAAGUUGUGUCUAAAUAACUCAAAGUAGAGCAAAAGGGUAGAGAUUAGCCCAAGGAAGCCAAUUUUGGUGGUUGCACUUAUGUGAAGGUUUUGACAUUAUAUUUUAAUGUAAGAUUGAAGUCUAGAAUUCUAUACACCCAUUGUGGCAUACAUUGUCAAUGUAAGUUUGAUUAUUCAACAUAUAUAAAUUGAAUUCAGUUUAUUG
Messenger RNA from Cryptomeria japonica (Japanese cedar), 2507 nucleotides. RefSeq lists its product as uncharacterized. The record is from RefSeq and is a predicted model, not a curated record. The transcript has 3 exons. Bases 227 to 1048 code for a protein of 273 amino acids. NCBI's taxonomy places the organism in Eukaryota, Viridiplantae, Streptophyta, Pinopsida, Cupressales, Cupressaceae.